Molecule: messenger RNA, 1062 nt
Organism: Merops nubicus (carmine bee-eater)
Lineage: Eukaryota; Metazoa; Chordata; Aves; Coraciiformes; Meropidae
Product: regucalcin
Exons: 6
Coding region: 1-900 (299 amino acids)
Biological process (GO): L-ascorbic acid biosynthetic process
Molecular function (GO): gluconolactonase activity; calcium ion binding; enzyme regulator activity
Source: RefSeq, a predicted model, not a curated record
AUGUCGUCCGUCAAGGUCGAGUGCGUUACCAGCGAGGGCUGCAGGAUCGGGGAGUCGCCCGUCUGGGACGAGAAGGAGAGCGCGCUCCUCUAUGUGGACAUCUCGGGAAGGAAGGUGUGCCGGUGGAGCUCCCUCACCCAGCAAGUGCAGGACGUCUCCGUGGAUGCUCCUGUGAGCUCUGUGGCUCUCCGGAGAUCUGGGGAUUAUGUCAUCACCCUCGGAACCAGGUUUGCUGCUUUGAAAUGGAAAGAGCAGCUGAUAACCACCAUUGCUCACGUGGACAAGGAUAAAGCAAACAACCGAUUCAACGAUGGGAAAGUGGAUCCUGCAGGAAGGUAUUUUGCAGGUACGAUGGCUGAGGAGAUUCGACCUGCUGUCCUGGAGAGACACCAGGGCUCUCUGUACACACUCUUCUCUGACCUCUCAGUAGUGAAGCAGUUUGAUCAGGUGGACAUUUCUAAUGGGCUAGACUGGUCACUGGAUCAUAAAACCUUCUUUUACAUUGACAGCUUGUCCUACUCUGUGGAUGCCUUUGAUUAUGAUCUCCAAACUGGAAAAAUUGGCAACCGUAGGAGUAUAUACAAACUGGAAAAAGAGGAAAGCAUUCCUGAUGGGAUGUGCAUUGACACAGAAGGCAAACUCUGGGUAGCUUGUUACGAUGGUGGGAGAGUCAUUCGUCUUGACCCUGAGACAGGAAAAAGGCUCCAGACUGUGAAACUCCCUGUUGACAAGACAACUUCCUGCUGUUUUGGAGGGAAGGAUUAUUCAGAAAUGUUUGUGACCUCUGCCAGUGACGGGAUGGACAAAGAGUGGCUUUCACGGCAGCCGCAGGCUGGCAGGAUUUUCAAGAUAACAGGGCUGGGAGUGAAAGGAGUCCCACCAUAUCCAUUUGCAGGUUAAAUAAACACUCUUCAGAAUGGAUUAGAGAGGACUGACAUAAGCAAGACAAGUCAGAAGGUCUUAUUCUGAUGUUCAGCAUCUUUUGCUUGAAAACCAUAACACAAUUACCUCAUCAGGAAAGGAUGAAAAACUGCUGAAAUACAUGGAAUAUUUUAAAAUGGA